Messenger RNA from Gadus chalcogrammus (walleye pollock), 4016 nucleotides. RefSeq names its product DEAH (Asp-Glu-Ala-His) box polypeptide 37 (gene dhx37). NCBI's taxonomy places the organism in Eukaryota, Metazoa, Chordata, Actinopteri, Gadiformes, Gadidae. The record is from RefSeq and is a predicted model, not a curated record. Gene Ontology annotation, cellular component: intracellular anatomical structure; nucleolus. Gene Ontology annotation, molecular function: ATP hydrolysis activity; ATP binding; RNA binding. Gene Ontology annotation, biological process: maturation of SSU-rRNA from tricistronic rRNA transcript (SSU-rRNA, 5.8S rRNA, LSU-rRNA). The transcript has 27 exons. Bases 170 to 3637 code for a protein of 1155 amino acids.
AGCGGAACCUUUACAUCGGGGUUGUUCGUUCGCGGACGAGUAUCCGCUGGGGACAAACGUGAGAUUUGUUUACACGUGAGAUCCGAAGCCUGUGCUGGACUGCUGGUUCUUAUUUCGUAUACUAUAUAUACGCUGUUGAUGAAGUGUUCUGUGCUGCACUGAAUAAAAGAUGGGGCGACUGAGAAAGAAGUACAACUGGAAGGGAAGGCAACAAAAUGAAAGUCAAUCUCCAGGAGGCGAUGGGUCGACAGAUGUUGUAGUCGAACUAGGAGGUGGGGAGAAACUAAAGGGUGUGGAUACCUGCAAUGCUCUGGUCCUACCUUCCAACAAAGCUAAGAAGAAGACAGUUGCAGAGAAACCGAUUUCAAAGAAGAAGCCCCUAACCAAAAAGCAGAAGAAACAGCUUGAAAGGGUGCUUGUUGUUAAGGAAAAGAAAGUCCAGAGAGCAGGCAUAUUGGCCAAGUUGGCAGAGUUUCAACUUCCGGAGUCUGAGCUGAAGAUGCUGUACACCACCGCCAAACUGGGAACAGGAGACAAGCUUUACCAGAACAAAGGGAUGACUGAUGAGGUGGAAGAUGGAGGCACAGCGCCAAAGAUAAGCAGCCUCAGUGGAGUGAACAGGAAACGCAAAUGGAAAGAAGAAGUGGAAGAGGAGGCGGAGGAACAGCAGGGAGAGGAGAGCAGCGAUGCGGACACUUCCUCUGACGAUGACGAUGAUGAUGGAGAAGAAAAGGCGGCACAAUCUGAGCACCAGGCCUCCGCCGGCCAGGAGACAGACGUCAAGCAGGAGCCUAAAGGAGUAGAGGCAGUUGCACACAGCAGUGAGCCAAAGGAGGUGGAAAAGUCUGCUCAACAGCCAAAGGAUGGCCCUGUCAGAAAGCCAUCCCAGCCGGCUGUGUUUGUUCCGGUUGAUAGAAUGCCAGAAAUACAGGAAGCUCGACUAAGGCUUCCAGUGCUGGCAGAGGAGCAGGUAAUCAUGGAGGCUGUGAGAGAGAACCCUUGUAUUGUCCUCUGUGGAGAGACUGGAAGUGGAAAGACCACGCAAAUGCCUCAGUUCCUGUACGAGGCCGGUUAUGCCAGUGGAAAAGGGAUUAUCGGCAUCACAGAACCCAGGAGAGUGGCGGCUGUCAGCAUGUCCCAACGAGUGGCCAUGGAAAUGAACCUUCCCACACAAGUGGUAUCCUACCAGAUUCGUUAUGAAGGGAAUGUGACCACUGACACAAAGAUCAAGUUCAUGACUGAUGGUGUUUUGCUGAAGGAAAUUCAAAAGGAUUUCCUGCUCCAACACUACAGUGUGAUAAUCAUAGACGAAGCCCAUGAAAGGAGCGUAUACACAGAUAUCCUGAUCGGCUUGCUGUCUCGUAUCGUGCCCCUCCGAAACAAGAAAGGCCUGCCCAUGAAGCUGAUCAUCAUGUCGGCCACUCUGCGGGUGGAAGACUUCACGGACAACAAGAAGCUGUUCCCGUCCCCGCCGCCCGUCAUCAAGGUGGACGCCCGGCAGUUCCCCGUCAGCAUCCACUUCAACAAGCGCACGCCCAUGGAGGACUACGUCGGAGAGAUCUUCCACAAGACCUGCAAGAUCCACCGCAUGCUGCCGCCAGGUGGCAUUCUGGUGUUUCUGACUGGCCAGGCAGAGGUCCACGACGUGUGUAGGAGACUGAGGAAAGCGUUCCCUUUCAGGCGGUCUACCACAGACACGGGUGAGGAGGAGGAGACCUUCAAGGAUACUAGGAGGUUUAAGAAGGACAAGCAGAAGCAGGCUGUGGCCCUGCCGCGGAUCCACCUGGACAACUACUCUGCCUUGCCCGUGGACGAGGGCGACGAGGACCGGCUUGCCGGAGUCGAUGACGACGAGUGCGGCUACGAGGGCUGCGAGCUGGACCUAGGGGAGGACGAGGGAGACCCGGAUGAGAAGGCGGAUCCAUCCAUUCCCCUCUAUGUCCUGCCCCUCUACUCACUCCUAGCCCCCGAGCAGCAGGCAAAGGUGUUCCAGGCCUCCCCGGCUGGAACCCGCCUCUGUGUGGUGGCCACCAACGUGGCCGAGACUUCCCUCACCAUCCCCGGGAUCAAGUACGUGGUGGACUGCGGAAGGGUCAAGAAGCGCUACUACGACCGCGUCACCGGGGUCUCCUCCUUCAAGGUGUCAUGGACCUCCCAGGCCUCAGCCAAUCAGAGGGCCGGCCGAGCUGGCCGCACGGAGCCGGGCCACUGCUAUAGGCUGUUCUCAUCCGCAGUGUUUGGGGACUUCAGCGAGUUCUCUGAGGCGGAAAUCACCCGCAGGCCUGUAGAAGACCUGGUUCUGCAGAUGAAGGACCUCAACAUUGAUAAGGUGGUGAACUUCCCCUUCCCCACCGCUCCCUCUGGUGAAGCCCUUAUGGCAGCCGAGCAGCUGUUGGUCUCACUGGGAGCUCUGGAGGAACCGCCGCGCACUGGAAGGGUCAAAGACAUAGAGCGAGCCAAAUUGAGUUGCCCCGUCACGCCGCUGGGUAGGGCCAUGGCCUCGUUCCCUGUGGCUCCGCGCUUUGCCAAAAUGCUAGCCCUAGGGAGGCAGCAGGGCUGCCUGCCGUAUGUCAUCGCCGUGGUGGCGUCCAUGACGGUCCGGGAGAUAUUCGAAGACCUUGAAAGGCCUGCAGCGAGUGAGGACGAGAGCUCGAAGCUGGCCCAGAACAAAGCUCGCCUGAUGCAGAUGAGGAGGCUGUGGGCGGGCCAGGGCCCUUCACUGCUGCUUGGGGACCUCAUGGUCCUGUUGGGUGCCGUAGGGGCGUGUGAGUAUGCUGGCUGUACACCCCAGUUCUGUGAGACGAACGGCCUGAGGUAUAAAGCCAUGGUGGAGAUCCGGCGACUCAGAGGACAACUCACCAACGCAGUGAACGCAGUGUGUUCAGAAGGGGGCGUGUUUGUGGAUUCCAAGAUGGCUCCGCCAACAGAAAGCCAGGUGAUUUGUUUGCGUCAGAUAUUGCUGGCUGGGCUGGGGGACCAUCUCGCAAGACGCAUACGAGAAGAGGAAAUACUGGAUCCAAAAUGGAAGAAUGGCUACAAGACACCUCUUCUGGAUGACCCAGUGUUCAUCCACCCCAGCUCUGCCUUGUUCAAAAAACCACCUGAGUUCGUAGUCUACCAGGAGGUCAUGGAGACGACCAAAAUGUACAUGAGAGUCGUGUCGGCGGUUGAGCCGGAGUGGAUCCCCCAGCUGCUGCCCCAGUACUGCCAUUACGGACCUCCCCUGGAGACCCCGGCCCCAUGGCUCUGUCCCUCCACAGGCACCAUCAGAAGCCACUGCACCAGCACGUUCUACCGUGUGGCGUGGCCGCUGCCUGCCGUGGAGAAAGCCUACCCAGAAGGCCUCGACCGAUUCAAGCUUUUUGCCAAGUUCCUCCUCGAGGGAGAGGUGUGUCUCAAGCUGAAGAAAAACUGCAGCGUACUUCUCUCAAACCCUUCAAUCAUGAUGAAGACGUGGGCGAAACUGCAGCCAAGGACUGAAGCUUUGCUGGUAGAGCUGGCGUCCGAGAAAGUUGACUGCCGAGAUGCCCUUUUGGCAGUUUGGAAGGAGAAAGAAAAAUUCCUCCUGUCUGCGUACUGCCAGUGGCUACCUGAAUCCGUACAUCAGGAAGUGGCUAAGAGUUGGCCACCUGUAUAAAGGAAUAGAUCAACCUAUUCAGGAAUACAGCUGAGGAUGAUUCAUUUCAGAGACUUCUGACCAGUCACCAAGAGACAUGACACCCCCAAGUCAUAAUGAAUUCCAGAUCCUGUUGCCAUUCAUCAAGUGUUUCUCCUACUCCUUUUACAACUUCCUCUUAAAGUUUCACCUUUUAUAUAUCUGAAUUGUACAAACAAAAUGUUUUAUCCCUGUUAUGACUUCUAACUGUGUGUAACAGUAGACUGUUUUCAAGCCUAUCAGAUUCGGUCUUUGUAAGACCCAAUAAAAAUGUGGCUUUGAGUAAGAUUGGGAUGGAUUUUUGUGUGUCAAGCAUUUGCAUUAUACAACAAUUGUUAAAGAAGAGCUCUCUAAAUAUACC